Molecule: messenger RNA, 2993 nt
Organism: Plodia interpunctella (Indianmeal moth)
Lineage: Eukaryota; Metazoa; Arthropoda; Insecta; Lepidoptera; Pyralidae
Product: facilitated trehalose transporter Tret1-like
Exons: 9
Coding region: 399-1811 (470 amino acids)
Biological process (GO): transmembrane transport
Cellular component (GO): membrane
Molecular function (GO): transmembrane transporter activity
Source: RefSeq, a predicted model, not a curated record
UUCACCGGCAGUCUUCAGUCUUGUUUGGAACCCAAAAAAAUUUUGAUAAUCGGCGACUUCAGUAAAGAUUUGCCGUAAUUUAUUUUAAUUAGAUAGCGUGUUGUAAAACAAAUCUGAAAGAUACUAAAUUUAUUUAGAGAUUAUGUCGUGUACAUGUGUUCAGUAUUUGCGGAGAUAAUUCAAUGCUUUAGAUAAAUUGCUCUUUAUUAACAGCGAUUCUCUUACUAAAGGCGGUCUCUGAAAUAUGAUUAAAAUAGCUUUCUUAAAAGAAUAAUUUUGAAAAAUAAAUAUAUUUUGGAUGACUAAAUUUAAAAUAAUUUUAGUUUAUAUAAUGUAAAUUGGUGCUUAAUGUGUCGAUAAACAUAUCGUAAUUUUUUUUAUAUACCUAUUUUAACAAUAUGGGUGUGUUAUUUCAAAUUAUUGGUUCAUUGAUUGUAUGCUCCCUGACUAUGAGCACUGGAAUUAUUUUUGCAUGGCCAUCGUCAACGACCAACCUGUUCCGGUCUGGCAACACUCCGCUGUACCGGGUCAUGUCGGGGACAGAGAUAGGGCUGCUGGGCAGUUUGUCCAGCGCUGGGGCUCUGGCUAGCACGCCCGUGCUGGCGAUAUUGAUUGACAGGCUUGGCAGGAAGAACUGUUCUUUGGUGUGUGCGUUGAUGAAUGUGAUCGGUUGGGCGUUAAUAUCAGUGUCUCGCCAAGUGGAAGUCAUCAUGACUGGUCUCUUCAUAGCCGGUCUUGGAGGAGGCGCCUUCCUCAUAGUAGCAGUGUUUGUCGGGGAAUUCUGUCAGGAGUCCAUACGCGGGGCCAUGUCUUCUGGAUCUAUGGUGAUGUAUGGGGUGGGAAUAUUGCUGGCGUAUUUGACUGGAGGUUUACUGGAUUACUGGACUAAUGUGUACGUGUCUUUGGGGCUGACCAUCGUGAACCUUGGGCUACUGUGCUGGCUGAAAGAGUCGCCCAUAUAUCUGUUGAUGAAAGGGUUGGAAAAGGAAGCUGCAAUCUCAAUAGCCUUCUACAGACGCGUGAAGACGAGCACCAAGGAGGUAGCCGACGAAUUGGGGAAACUGCGGAGGGCGAUCAAUGCUGAAGAAGAUGAGAUUGCGCCUGAAGAAGCAAAGUUACAGCCCAAACCGGAGAGACACGAAAAACUGAAUCUAUUGCAAUUUGUCAAAAAAUCUCGCUCCACCCGGCGAGCGCUCCUAGUCACUAUAAUUUUGAUGACAGCAUCAAUUUUCCAAGGAUUAGUGGUAGUCCAGGUAUACGCGGAACCACUUUUCGAGAAAACUGUGCCCGACAUGCCUACUACUGUAGCCACUGUCAUAUUUGCUGUUAUCAACGUACUGUCUGGCUUCUGCGCUGCGUACUUAACGGAGAUUUGUGGGAGGAAGCCCCUCAUAAUCUACCCAUCAAUCGGUGCAUCCAUCUGCUGUUUCCUCUGCGGCCUGCAACUCUGCACAUCCUUCGGUCCCAACUGGCUGAUGCCUCUCUUCAUAUAUGUCUUCGCCACCUGCUUUGCUUUCGGCGCCGCAACCGUACCCUUUGUGCUAUUGGCUGAGGUAUUUUUGCCUGAAGUCAAAAGCUACAUGACAAUGAUCAUCGUCGAAUGGACCUGGCUCUGCAACUUCCUCGUCCUUUUCGUCUUCGACCCACUCAUGAACGCCAUCGGACUUGGCCCAGUGUUCUUCAUAUUCUCCGCGACGUGCCUUCUCACGGCUAUAUUCAGCAUCUUCUUCGUUCCGGAGACUAAGGGCGUGCCUCUCGACGAAAUACAAAGGCUGAUGGUGCCAAAGAAACAUAGAUUAAAUAAUAUUUAGACGAUGAUGGGAGACAUUGGAGAAAAUGUACUUACUCAUCAGAAUUUCAUCAAAAUCCGUCCUUGAUUUUAACUCCCGACUACAGAAAACUCUCUCCGAAUUAUAAGUUUAACGUGUCUGUAUGUCUAUUCGUGGCAUCCUAUCAAUCAGACGGCUGAAGCGAUUUUGAUUCACGUACUUUCUUAUUUGAAAUAGAGGAGAUUAAAAAGAGUUUUCUUAGUUAUUUUUGAAAAUAAUAAUGAGAUGUAGAAAUUCUGGAAACGAGCGGGAAUUGAACCCGUGCCCCUGUCUAUCCGGGACAGUGCUCUUAACCACUGAGCUAUCGAGCCCAUGCCAGUUCGGCUGAAUUAAUUCAUCUCUUUACGUCUCACGCCGACGUACAGUAUUUUCAUUAGAGAGUACCAGGUACACUUAACUAAUCAAUAUACCCCACUGUUACAAGCAAGAAAUUAAGUUUUUAAAAAAAUUCAAGCAUAUAUUUAAAUGGAUUUGUUAUACAUGUCACACAUGCUUUAACUUAUUUUUGAAAAUAAUAAUGAGAUGAAAAAAUUCUGGAAUUGAAUCCGCAAUUUGAAUUUUUUCUUAGCUAUGAUUGGAAUAUGUGUGUUCACCACAGAUACAAGAACAUUACAUGUUCAUCUGUUUGGUAACCCUCAACUCUUUAACAGAUAAAUGUGAGCAACUUCGAAGUCGGGGGUUUUUUAAAUUUAAUUAUUACAUUUUUAUUAAUAUUUUUUAUUCAAGUUGUAUAAAUAAAGUUCAAAAGGCAAACACAUGACUUCCGAUCACCUACCGCCAUCUGGCGCCAGUCGUCGCAUACACAUGAUUUUAUCCUUGUAUAACGAAAUAAUUGACUUUAAUACCUGUAAAAAUAGGAAUAAAAUAUUUUCUGGAAAAAAUAAUUUUAUUAUAAACAUUUUAAGUAUGUUUAUAUAGUUAUAGUAUAGUAUAUAGUUGUAGCUGUUACGAAAUAAAAUAAAAAUGCCUGUAAAUUGGCAUAUUGAGUUGUCAAAUAGCGAUAUCUGUACAGGUGUGUACAGAUUACGGCACAGAUUUCGAGUUUGAUAUAUAAAUCUGUGGAUUAUCUUGUACAAUUGUUGUGUACAAAUACUUAGGUAUAAUAGUUAGAUACUAUUUUUUUUGUGCAAAGAUAUUAAGUUACAUAAAAAUAGUAUUAAAUUU